Messenger RNA from Entamoeba histolytica HM-1:IMSS, 864 nucleotides. RefSeq lists its product as uncharacterized. The transcript has a single exon. The record is from RefSeq and is a predicted model, not a curated record. The coding region runs from base 1 to 864 and encodes 287 amino acids. NCBI's taxonomy places the organism in Eukaryota, Evosea, Mastigamoebida, Endamoebidae.
AUGUCAGAAGAACAAUCAAACGAAUUUGAAGAAUUAAUUAAUCAACUUGAAAGUUCUAUUGAUGUAUUAGAAACUCAUGAAAAAAUGGAUUAUGAAAUUCCAAAAUUAUAUUAUAAGAUGGUGUUUGAGGAUGAAUUAUCAGAAGAGGAAAAAGGAUUGGCAUUAAAAGGAUUGGUAUUAUAUUUGAAUUACAAAAGAGAGUUUUAUGAAACAUUUAUUAAAAGUCAUUUAGAAGAUAUUUAUAUUAAGUUACCAUUCUACUUUGAAAGACCAUUUACUGAUUGGACUUUAAGUUUACUCCAGAAAUCGAUCCAAGAUAAAAAACCAAGUGAAGAUAUUAUCAAUAAAAUAUGUGAUACUAUAUCCAUGGUAUUAGAUGAAGAUCAACAUCCAACAAAAACAUUAAAUAAUGGAUUUUUAUUGAUUCAUAAAAUUCUAGUAAUAUACUCUGAGUGUAUUUCUAAUAUUAUACAAAGUGAGUCAUUCUCAAGUGGAAGAUUAACUCAAGGACUAAUAUUAGAAUUAAUAUUUACUGAGUAUAAAGAGUCAAUGUACUCUAUUUGUCUUGACGUUUUGAAUAUUCUUUAUUCUCAAAAAGAAGCUGAAAAAUAUCUAUAUAUUAAUGAUCUCAAUGUAAUGCUUUCUGAUGUAUUUCCAUCAUUAUGUAGACAAAAUAAUUAUACAAAUGAUGUGGUAAUGCAUAAAAUGUGUUUAACCCUUAUUGUUCUUCUUAGAAUUGCUAUUAACCAUUCAACCUAUGAAGAGAUUCCUGCAUUUAGAGAAUGUUUGGAACAUUUAGCAACAUCACAAGAUGAUACUAAAUUAGUUAAUGAAGUAUUAGACUUAUCAACAUUAAAUCAAUAA